AUGGUGAAAGUGGAACUGCAUCUGACGGAGCUCAUCACUCCGGGCGCCGUGGCGGCUGAGCUAAAGAGGGAUGCUGAAGAGCGCCGGGAAGCUCGAAAUUCGCUGGGAUCCAGUUUUGCUUUCGAAGCUGAAACCCAAACGGAACUGGAAGAUGCUGUGGGUCCAACAUUCUCAAAGGAACUCUUGGGUUUCCUGCAGCAGCAAUCGCCAAGGAGCAGCGAGACACAGGUUGAGAUGGCGGAGGUGACAGCGACGCCUCCCGGCUACGUCGACUUUGAUGCUGCCGACAUCAAGGAUGGAUCGAAGGAGGCAAGAAAGAAAGCACAUGAAGUGAUUUUGAAGCACUUUGGCAGCUUUCUCAACACUGAGACGGUGGAAUCCUCUGGAGUUCGGAUGCUUCGAGUCUGGAUGCGCGAGGCAGAGAAAAAGGCCAAAGAGCCCACUGCCUCGGAGCAAGGCACCGGCGAUGGUGCCAAGGGCCGGAAAGGGAAGGGAAAAGGCGGCAAAGAUAAGAAAGGCAAAGGCAAGAAGAAGGGAGAAAAGGGCGGAGGCAAAAAGGCCUCAGAAGAAGGAGCCUCUGCUUUCGGUACCAUCCGGCGAGAGGGCUGGCCAAAGGACCGGCCUGAUUAUCUCUACUUCCGACUAUACAAAGAGAACUGCGACACAGGGGAAGCUGUCUCCAGCAUCGCCCGUUGCGUUGGGCGAUCGGUCAAGCAGUUCACCUUCGCUGGAACCAAAGACAAGCGGGCAGCAACGGUGCAGCAGAUUUGCGCACACCGCCUGCCGGCUGACCAACUGCGACGUACGGUGCUGCACAGGCUCUGGGACAAACGCCUGAGAAUUUGCGCCUUGGAAUAUCGCAAGGAUCGUUUGCGUUUGGGUCAGCUGCGUGGGAAUCGAUUUCGAAUCGUUCUCCGCAACGUCCCAGCAGAGAUCUUCCAGGCGGCCGACGCCACAGAAGGUUCCAAAGACAGCUUAGGAGCCUUAGGCCUUGCCUUUCAAGCAGCUGGCAAAGGUUUCCUGAACUACUUCGGACUUCAGCGUUUCGGAACGCGGGAAGUGAAGACCCACCGGGUGGGUGCUGCCAUCAUUGCUGGCCGCUGGGAAGCGGCAGUCCAUCUCAUCCUGGGAUGCAAAGAAGGAAAACGGCCAGCUGGCCCUACGGAGGUCGAAAGGCCUUCCAAACUUCCUCGAUUGGAUGAUGCUAGUGACAAAUCGGAGAAGCCGCAGGAACAAGGACAAGAAGGAAAGGGCUGCAACAAAGGCAAGCAGAAAUUGGUGAGCGAAGCCCAACGAGUAUACCUGGAAACGGGAGAUGCUCAGCGGGCACUGGACAUCAUGCCUAGAAGUCAACACCUGGAACGCUGCAUUCUUGGGGCCAUGGCUCGUGGCUUGCCUUUUGUGUCCUUGUAUGCUCAUGCAGCUCAAAGUCUGGUUUGGAAUGCGGUUCUGUCGAGGAGGAUCCGAACCUUUGGGCGGCAGCCCGUGGAAGGUGAUUUGGUCUUCCAAGCUGAAGGUCAGGAGGCAGAGGCCAUGGAUGAAAUCCUGGACUGCGGUGAAGACGAUGCUUCGGAGGAGGAGAGCUGUUUUGAAGACCUCGCGAUUCAGCAGAAGAUGCCCCCCUUAUUCCUCCAAGGUGCCGAUUGUCGUUUCUGUAGCAACCUGGCGGCAGUGGCAGCAGGCGAUCUGUCGCUAAGUCGUGCAUCUCUUGCACCCAACAAGGAAAGCCUGGGCGAACUGUUUCUGGAGUUCUUCCGCUACUAUGGUUAUGUCUAUGACUGUGGAGCGAUCGCCAUUCGUGACACAUCCAGCUUCACGAUGAAGUUCGAAGGUCAAUCCUUUUUCGUUGUGGACAACCCCUUUGAACCUGGCAAAGAUGUGGCUAACAUCGAGGUGCGUCUGUUCACACGCCUUAGAGAGGAAUUUCGACGUGCACAUGCUGUGCUGUGCGAGGGCAGUGGUUUGGCGGAGCUAUGCCAAGCACCACCUGUGCCAGGCACGGAUCCUUUGGCAGGCAUGAUCAGGCGGGAUGGCAGUGAAGCUCGAGGUCAUAGGCAUGCCUUUUUGAGGUCACCGGAUGGCCUGUGUGGCUUCUCAAGGGGUGAGGCAUGCCGAGUGGCCGAUGGAGGAGUCAAGAAAUUUUGCUUCGAAGUAGGAGCCGGUUGUUUGCUGCUCACGGAGCUUCCAAAUGACCUCAGCCGCCUGCAUGAGGAGCUGAUGAGCAGUGGCCGCGAAUUCUUCGCCCUGCCGGUGAUGGAGAAGGAGAAAGUGGGCUACCAGCAGUCCCCCGAGUUUCGCGGCUACAUGCGACAGGGUGCCGAGAAUACUGCUGGUGCUGUGGAUGAGCGUGAGCAGCUGGAGUUCGGCCGCGAAGAAGCCAGACCUUCGAUUGCUCGAGCCGAGGGUGGCAUGCUGCACAGCCGCUUGCGAGGUCCCAAUCAGUGGCCCGCUGAGCCUCCAUCGUUGAAGCCCUUGAUGUUGCGAUGGUUACAAGAGAUGGAGGAGUUGUCCCGACGACUGACGCAAGCCUUGUCGCUAUCUCUGGGUUUGGAGGCCACAGCUUUGGACCACUACUUCCGGGAACCCCACGUCCAGGCCAAGUUGGUUCAUUAUCCACCGCCGCAAGACAGAGGUGAUGGCAGUCUGGGCGUCGGUGCUCAUUGCGAUUCAGGCUUUCUCACGUUGCUCUGGCAGGACGCGAGCGGCGGCUUGGAAUUCUUGGAUGCGCACGGGCGCUGGAUCCCGGCAACGCCACAAGCGGCAUCCUUGGUCUGUAACCUCGGCGAGGUGGUUCAGCUCCUAUCAGCUGGUGUGUAUCCUGCGACGGUGUGCAUCGAGUUCUACGGCCAAAGCAAGUCCUUUGGACCCUUUGACUGGGAGACAUUGCAAGAUUUGUCGGGAUUGUUUCGAAGAACCAUGGGCAUUUUCAUCGUCUUCGUUCUCUCACGUGCCUUGCAUCCCAUGGUCAUCGACUAUUCCAAGGUGGAUGGAAAGAUGCUUUACUCCAAGAACUCACCCGCGAUCAUGAGCCAGCUGCUGUCCAUGGUAUUCGUGAACUUUCUGGCUUGGAAGGAGGAGGGCAUGAAGGGCGUAAAGGCGUGCUGGGCGAUUCCACAGGGAGCUUCCAUUUUCAUUGUCAUUGGCUUGUGGUAUGCCUUUGGCGACUUCCUGGAAAUGCUGUCCAUGGGAGCCAUGAAAGGUGGCGUUUAUCAGCUCCUCUUGCAGUCCAAGCUGUUGAUUACUGCUGUGAUGAUGAUGCAACUCAAGGGAACCAAACAGAGUGAUCUUCAGUGGAGCGUCUUGGUGGCCGCCACCUUGGCCAUCAGUGCCUUUGUGAUGGUGGACAGUGGCAGCAGCGAUGGCGACAGCGGCAUCCCCUUGGUCGGUGUGGCCAUGGUGCUGUUCAAGGUGGGCGUGUCCUGCUAUGCUGCCGUCUUGUCGGAUGCCAAGUUGAAGGGCUUCAGCAGCAUGUCCAUGUCGGCCAAGCUGUCCCUGAUGUCCCUCUCCCGCGUCAUUGCCUCUGUGGCCAUUGCCGCCGUCAUGGAACCAGAUGUCCAGCCAUCCUACAAGGUCAGCCAGGCCGCGGGCUUCUUCGAUCACUGGACCAUGGCCACCUGGAUCGUGACCUUGUCGUUCACUUCCAAGUCCUUGAUUACGCUUUACCUGUUGAAGUCCUUGGAUGGUAUCCAAAAGAAUGUGGGUGAGGCCCUCGCGGUGAUCGUGAUCUUCUUGGGACAGAUUGCCGCAGGAUCUUCCGUGUUCAACCUUUGUGCCUUCUUGCUGGCCCUCUUGGUGGUGAUUUUGGUUCGCAUCUAUGGCCUGGCUGGCAAGGUGGCGAAACCCAAAGCCGUGGAGGCGGACAAGGGAAAACUGGGCUCCUCAGAUGUGAAACUCGUGGGCAUCAGCAACACCGCCAACUCCCCGUGA
Molecule: messenger RNA, 3927 nt
Organism: Cladocopium goreaui
Lineage: Eukaryota; Dinophyceae; Suessiales; Symbiodiniaceae
Source: the annotation of a GenBank genome assembly